Messenger RNA from Topomyia yanbarensis, 1756 nucleotides. RefSeq names its product caspase-8-like. Gene Ontology annotation, cellular component: cytoplasm. Bases 226 to 1683 code for a protein of 485 amino acids. Lineage: Eukaryota; Metazoa; Arthropoda; Insecta; Diptera; Culicidae. Gene Ontology annotation, biological process: apoptotic process; proteolysis. The record is from RefSeq and is a predicted model, not a curated record. The transcript has 4 exons.
UGGUCGACAUCCCGAGAAACGUCAGGAGAUAAAAACAAACCACCUUUUUCUGAAUGAGAAACGUCUCAUGUAAUGGCCUAAUUAAAACAAUUAAAAUAAUAAUUUAGCCAUUCUCGGCCGAAAUUAUUCAUUGGUGUCAAUGUAAAUUAAUAACUUUAUACGUGCAGCCUUUUCAUAUUUCCAGUAUUCAUUAUAAAGUUUCUUGGCAGAUGACAAAAUACUACGAUGUGUACUACAAUAAGUCCAGAGGAUUUUGAUUUUAUAGAGAACGAGUUGAAAUUUGACGAUAAAGUAUCCCUAUUGUUUAUCCUAUUCGGCCACCGAAACCCAAAGUACCUGCUGCAAGCGCUAUCCAUCGGCAGCCAAACCCCGGAGGAAGAGACACACAUUCUAUUCGAUUUGACUUCUUGUGCAGCGAAUGACGAAUGGCAAUCAGAAAUUCUGGAAGCAUUAGCGAUCAUUCAAGCAAAUCUUUGCCUGCUAAAGUGUGGCUUCGAUGAGACCGACCUCAAGGAAAGAUUUCUGCCCCAUCUGACAGAACUGGCAAGUUUUGUACACCCUGUACUGAAGGGAUUGUACCUACUUUGUGAAAAACUAGAUGACAGAAACGCUAAAAAACUAUUGAACUACCUAAAACAGAAUUAUUCCUUUUCUGUCGUGGACCACAGGUACUUCGAGAUGGCUCUACUGGAUCUGCUUUGUCAUGGUUUGAUAAAACUUGGAUCAGCACUCACUGGCGAGGAGUGUGAUCUUUUGAUUUUGACAGCUGCAUUCAAAACGCUCGAGCUUUAUGAAUUAAGUGAGUUUUGUAAAACUAUUGCCAACAAUUUCAACAAAGAGUUAGUUCUGUCACGAAAUCAAUCGGAUAACGUGAAAGAAUCGCAGGUUUUCAAACAAAUUCCUGAGGUACAGUCUAAAGAUGAGCUUCAGGAUAUUUAUUACAUAUCGAAACAAAACGCGGGAAUAAUAUUAAUAAUCAAUCAGUUUACAUUCUAUCGUGAAACCAAUCAAGAGCUAGCAGAAAUGCUACCGAUUAAACCGUUAAACAAUCGCCGGGGAACCGAGGUUGAUAAGUUAGCAAUUUUGAACCUGUUUCGCGCCUUUGGCUACAACACUAUUGUGGUCGAAAACAUAACCCACACGGAAAUCUUGAAACAGGUUGAAAGUGCAGUAAACGAGAUCAAAUCUUGCCAUUGCUCCCUGGUAGUAUGCUUGCUGUCGCAUGGUCAAGAGGGAAAAGUGUACGGUAGCAACAGUAUCCCCGUUAGCGUUAAAUCAAUCGAGAAGGUGAUGGCUGCGGAAAAACUAACUGGGAAACCAAAGCUUCUCUUUGUGCAAGCUUGUCAGGGUUCCGACCUUCAGGCAGCAGUCGAAAUUCCUAGGUUGGAGAAAGAUGGACCCUCGACGGAAAAGACGGCCUCGGUGUUUGUGGACUUUUUAGUUGCCUGGUCGACUGUGCCUGGGUUUGCUUCGGUGCGCCAUAUCGAGAAAGGUUCAUGGUUCAUUCAGGAAUUGUGUUUGAAGCUACGGCAACUACAUGCUCGUAACCAUCUAAUGGAUAUUCUAACAGCUGUGAUAAACGAUGUUUCCAGUAAGAGAGGCUAUGGGAAUGAAUGCAUGGUCCCUAUCAUUUAUAGUACACUAAGGAAAAAGCUUCACUUCGAACCGUUGGACACAAAAUAAUUUCUUUUAUAGUCCAUGUUUAUUGGAAGACUGUUUAAUUUCUUGUAAAUAUAUGUAUUUAUGUAUACUAAAA